AUGAUCAUAUCAAGUCUUUGUUGUAACAAAGAAGCAAAGGUGAAGAAAGGGGUUUUUAAAUUCAAGCAACAAGGUGAAGAUUUUACAAGCACUGUACAAUUCAAAAAAGAAAUCAGACUUUAUGGUACAGUACAAGUAGAUAGGCCAACUAAACUUAGUUUCAUAAUUUAG
Messenger RNA from Cetraspora pellucida, 171 nucleotides. NCBI's taxonomy places the organism in Eukaryota, Fungi, Glomeromycota, Glomeromycetes, Diversisporales, Gigasporaceae. The record is from the annotation of a GenBank genome assembly.